CUCCUCCUCUGGCAUCGUAAGUUUUACUUCUGUUUUUAGUGCGUCGUAGGGUAGAAGAAUAGUUAUGAGUAGUAGCAGUAGUAGAGAUGAUCGAAUCAGCGAUUUGCCGGAUGAGAUACUUGGCAAAAUCCUGUCAUUAGUUCCGACAAAGGUAGCUGCUUCCACAACGGUUCUGUCCAAGAGAUGGAGGAUGAAUAGUAAUCUGCUGGCUCUUGUAGACACCCUUAGCUUUGAUGAGUCAAUGGUUGUGUAUCCCAACCAAGAAGAAGAAGCAGAAAGUGGUUCUUCUUCAGAUCGCUUCUUAGAUUUCCUAGACAAGACAUUAAGAAAUUUUCCGACCAUGAAAAUGAUCAAGAAGUUCUCUCUGAGUCAUCGAGGAGGCCGUUCCACUAAGUCCAUUGCUGUCUACGGUUGGAUCUGGAAUGCAAUGGAGGAACAAGGAGGUUUAUUGGAAGAAGUACACUUGGAAUGCACCGGAAAUGAAGUUGAUUUAGAGAGAAAGUUGUUCACGAGCAACACACUUGUUAAGCUCACACUCUCCCGUGAAUAUUGUCUUCAAGUCGACCGUGUCUUUCUCCCUGCCCUCAAAUCCCUCUCUCUCUUAACAGUUGGAGGCCUUGAUUACGACAACUAUCGCCGCCUCAUCAAAGGCUGUCCUGUCCUUGAAGAAUUAUUCAUUACUGAUAUCGGUGCUGAUGCUCUUGAUCCUUAUCCUCCAUGUUGCACUGCCUCUGUCAAAUGUCCAUCCAUUAAGCGACUCCUGGUCUCUGUCGAUAUGCCCUAUGGUGGUCCUCAUAAUCGAUACUCUUUUCAAGAGUUACAUGAUCAAAGUUACGUUAAAGCACCAAGUCUUGUCUACCUUGACUAUUCUAGUCAUGUCUUUAUGGAUUAUCGCUUUGUUGAUUUGGAUUCGCUUUCCCAAGUCAGACUCAAUCUCAAGUUAUGGGGGGACCAUCACAAACCAAACAAGCCCCCUGGAGGAAUAUAUGGUGAUGUUACAAACCUAGCUGCGGGUAUUUCCAACAUUACAACCCUUCACUUGUCUCCUGAUUCACUUGAGGCGUUUCAUUUCUGCUGUAAAUCUAUGCCGGUGUUCAAAAACCUCCUUAACUUAUCUAUUGAGAGCAACAAGAAGAAAGGUUGGCAAGUUAUGCCACUUUUGCUUAACAGUUGUCCAAAUCUACACACUUUAGUCUUCAAGGGUCUUGUGCACAGAGUCACAGAUAAAUGCGGAGAUGCAUGCGCUUGCACUCCACACAAGAAGAAGAAGAACAAGAAGAGUAAGGUAAUAUCUUGUUUAUGGACAUGUCAAGUGAAAGUGCUAGAGAUUUUAGAGUAUGGAGGUUCUUUUCAAGAACUGAAACAAAUGAGACAUUUCUUGGGAAUGUUGGAAUGUCUUGAAACCGUCAGAGUUGGUAUUGACGCCGCGGACAACCGCAUGUUCUUGCGAGCUAAUUUGUUAACUCUCCCCAUAGUUUCAUCAUAUUGCAACAACAUCCACUUCAUCUGAUUCUUUUCUUUCUUGGUUUCUCUAUAUCUACUGCCUUGCCUUGUUGUUUCCUUUAUUUUAUUUAUACAAGCUCAAAGAUAUGGAUAUGUUUGAGAAUAAAAGUGUAAUGAUGUUUCAUUUUUAAGACAAUUUGUUGUAUGCUUUAUACAAUUUUCAGGUUUUCCGUUAUCAAGUCCUCCUCUUUAUACA
This is a messenger RNA of Raphanus sativus (radish), 1699 nucleotides long. RefSeq names its product F-box/LRR-repeat protein At1g48400-like. Bases 65 to 1510 code for a protein of 481 amino acids. Gene Ontology annotation, molecular function: protein binding. NCBI's taxonomy places the organism in Eukaryota, Viridiplantae, Streptophyta, Magnoliopsida, Brassicales, Brassicaceae. The record is from RefSeq and is a predicted model, not a curated record. The transcript is spliced from 3 exons.